UUGGCCUGACCUUCGUCCAACAAGACAAUACAUAUAUAAACCUCUCCCAAGUUUUGUCUCCUUUGACAUUCCGAAAACCAUUUACUACGUCGGAAAAUUUGUGGAUCCGAAGGAGUAGAGAUGGAGAAGACGGUCGAAAUCCCUCAAGGGCUAACGGAAGAGGAAUAUUCCCAGCUCGAACCGGUGAUCCGAUCAUACCACACCUUCGACCCGAGACCCAACACCUGCACCUCCCUGAUAACGCAGCACAUCGACGCGCCGGCGAGCGUGGUGUGGCCGUUCGUCCGCCGCUUCGACAACCCCGAGAAGUACAAGCACUUCAUCAAGAGCUGCCGGAUGGUCUCCGGCGACGGCGGCGUGGGCAGCGUCCGGGAGGUCACUGUGGUCUCCGGCAUCCCGGCGUCCACCAGCACCGAGCGCCUCGAGAUCCUCGACGACGACAACCGAAUCAUAAGCUUCCGAGUGGUCGGCGGCGAGCACCGGCUGAGCAACUACCAGAGCGUCACUUCAGUCAACGAGCUCGAGAAGAAGAAUGGGAGCGUUUACACGGUGGUUUUGGAGUCGUAUAUCGUUGAUAUACCGGAAGGGAAUACGGUGGUGGACACAAAGAUGUUCACAGAUACCGUCGUGAAGCUGAACCUGCAGAAGCUUUGCAUGGCGGCAAUGGCCGCUUUGCAUGGCCACGAAUAAACGCCGCGGCGGCGGCGGUGGUGCUACGGUGGUGCUGAAUUGUUGAGUUGCUUUAUAUGUUGGCGGCGAGACACCGGGCAACAGAUAUAUUUAUUAAAAAUGUAAGUUAUAUUUAUUUAAAAUUUGUCAUAACUAUUUAAUGUAUAAUAAAUUAGCUGAAAAUAAAAUAAAAUGAAAAAAAAAAAAAAAAAAAACUAGAGCUAUGAAUAUUGAUAAACAUUUGUGAAGGACGGGAAGAUAUAUUAUUUUGCCAAUAA
Molecule: messenger RNA, 947 nt
Organism: Ipomoea nil (Japanese morning glory)
Lineage: Eukaryota; Viridiplantae; Streptophyta; Magnoliopsida; Solanales; Convolvulaceae
Product: abscisic acid receptor PYL2-like
Exons: 1
Coding region: 121-690 (189 amino acids)
Biological process (GO): abscisic acid-activated signaling pathway
Cellular component (GO): cytoplasm; nucleus
Molecular function (GO): signaling receptor activity; abscisic acid binding; protein phosphatase inhibitor activity
Source: RefSeq, a predicted model, not a curated record